Molecule: messenger RNA, 2648 nt
Organism: Pteropus alecto (black flying fox)
Lineage: Eukaryota; Metazoa; Chordata; Mammalia; Chiroptera; Pteropodidae
Gene: SYN3
Product: synapsin III
Exons: 14
Coding region: 217-1956 (579 amino acids)
Biological process (GO): neurotransmitter secretion
Cellular component (GO): synaptic vesicle; synaptic vesicle membrane
Molecular function (GO): ATP binding
Source: RefSeq, a predicted model, not a curated record
GCGGAUCCGCAGGCGACCGCCGCAUCCAAGUCACCACCGGGCUCCGGGUUUCUGGCGGCUCGCAAGGUAAACGGAGACAGCUGAAGCGGACUCGUGCAGCAUCCCCCUGGCCCUUCUGGUCCAAGACCCUACCACUUGCUCUCCCUGGCGACCUGUAUUCGGGGCUUCUCCUGGACAAGUCUGAGGAAGAUCUAGCCACCUUGUCCACCCACAGCCAUGAAUUUCCUUCGGCGACGCCUCUCUGACAGCAGCUUUGUCGCCAACCUGCCUAACGGCUAUAUGACAGACCUGCAGCGCCCCGACAGCUCCACCAGUUCCCCCGCCUCCCCGGCCAUGGAGCGGAGGCACCCCCAGCCCCUGGCGGCCUCCUUCUCCUCUCCAGGAUCCAGCCUUUUUAGCUCCUUCUCCAGUGCCAUGAAACAGACCUCGCAGGCCCCCUCAGGGCUGAUGGAGCCUCCGGGCCCCUCCACGCCUGUUGUUCAAAGGCCCAGGAUCCUGUUGGUGAUCGAUGAUGCCCACACAGACUGGGCCAAGUAUUUCCAUGGGAAGAAGGUGAAUGGAGAGGUGGAGAUCCGAGUGGAGCAGGCUGAAUUCUCGGAACUGAACCUGGCUGCCUAUGUUACUGGGGGCUGUAUGGUGGACAUGCAAGUCAUGAGAAACGGGACCAAGGUUGUCAGAUCCUUCAAGCCGGACUUCAUCCUGGUCCGCCAGCACGCCUACAGCAUGGCCCUGGGCGAAGACUACCGCAGCCUGGUCAUCGGCCUCCAGUAUGGAGGGCUGCCCGCCGUCAACUCCCUCUAUUCCGUCUACAACUUCUGCAGCAAGCCCUGGGUGUUCUCUCAGCUCAUUAAGAUCUUCCAUUCCCUGGGACCUGAGAAGUUCCCGCUUGUGGAGCAAACGUUUUUCCCCAACCAUAAGCCAAUGCUCACGGCCCCUCACUUCCCUGUGGUGGUCAAGCUGGGACACGCCCAUGCCGGAAUGGGAAAGAUCAAAGUAGAAAACCAGCAUGACUACCAGGACGUCACCAGCAUGGUAGCGAUGGCCAAAACCUACGCCACCACCGAGGCCUUCAUCGACUCCAAGUACGACAUCCGCAUCCAGAAAAUUGGAUCCAACUACAAGGCUUACAUGAGAACCUCCAUCUCUGGAAACUGGAAGGCGAACACAGGCUCUGCCAUGCUGGAGCAAGUGGCCAUGACAGAGAGGUACAGGCUGUGGGUGGACAGCUGCUCAGAAAUGUUCGGCGGCCUGGACAUCUGCGCCGUCAAGGCCGUCCACAGCAAGGACGGCAGAGAUUACAUCAUCGAGGUAAUGGACAGCUCGAUGCCCCUGAUCGGAGAGCAUGUGGAAGAGGACAAACAGCUGAUGGCCGACCUCGUUGUCUCCAAAAUGAGCCAAUUCCUGAUGCCGGGGGGCACAGUACCCUCACCCCUAAGGCCUUGGGCUCCGCAAGCUAAACCAGCAAAAUCCCCCGGGCCAGCCCAGCUGGGGCCUCCGCUGGGACAGCCCCAGCCACGCCCACCCACACAAGGGGGUCCUCGCCAAGCUCAGUCUUCUCAGCCUCCAAGAUCUGGAAGCCCCUCCCAACAGAGGCUCUCCCCACAAGGCCAGCAGCCCGUGAGCCCCCAGUCUGGAUCCCCACAGCAGCAGAGAUCACCAGGCUCUCCACAGUUGACCCGGGCAGCCAGUGGCAGCUCUCCAAACCAGGCUUCCAAGCCAGGCGCCACCCUCACCUCACAGCCCCGGCCCCCGGUGCAAGGCCGCAGCCCCUCUCAACAGGGUGAAGAGCCCAAGAAGCCAGCACCACCCCACCCCCAUCUCAACAAAUCCCAGUCCCUGACGAACAGCCUCAGCACGUCCGACACGUCCCAGCGCGGGGCCCCAAGUGAGGAUGAGGCCAAGGCCGAAACCAUCCGCAACCUGAGGAAGUCCUUCGCCAGCCUGUUCUCCGACUAGCCCUGUGCCGCAGGGAGGAGGGCCACGCUCCGGGGGCCCCUCGCCAUCCUGCCUCAUCGUCCUUCUCGGCCUUGUUCCUGAUGGGAACAGAAUGGAGGGCCUGAGAAUACACCUUCUAAAUGCCUUUGACCCUGAACUGAGUAUCUAUACAUGUCCCCACUUUCCUUCACCAUGACAUUCCAGCAUCAUCCGACUGAGCAGUGGACCUUUGAGAGCCUCCAGGUUCCUCCAAAUGGGCCUUGACGACAGGUGUCACGUCAUUCUGCCCACCCAGAUGCUUGCUUCCCUGCCUCGGAUAACCAAGUGAGAUGUCCGUGUGUGGCUAGUUUUCACAUCUCUUGUUAGUGUCUUGCUUGCCUUUGGGAGAAGGCCCCUCUAGGCCUCGCCCCACCCCCAUCAAAUGCAGACACUGCUGUCGGACCUCAGCAAUAUAGGAGGCAAUAAUCUUACGACAGUGUUUUGCAAAUAAAAGGAGAGAAGCCCAGCCAGGUGAAGUCGUCACCUGCCCACGCUAAUUCCAUCCAGGCUCAAGAGACCUCCCCUCAGACCAGGCAGGCAAAGGCCCCAUCACGCCUGGCCACCAGUGGGAUCUUGAGGCCAAAGGAAAGAAACCAGAUCCUGUGUGACAAGUGGGGCCUUUCAGAACACAACAGAAAGAGAGGGAGAAGGAAGGAAGGAAAGAGGGAAGGAAG